Molecule: messenger RNA, 3940 nt
Organism: Solea senegalensis (Senegalese sole)
Lineage: Eukaryota; Metazoa; Chordata; Actinopteri; Pleuronectiformes; Soleidae
Product: carnitine O-acetyltransferase-like
Exons: 14
Coding region: 756-2861 (701 amino acids)
Biological process (GO): carnitine metabolic process, CoA-linked
Cellular component (GO): peroxisome
Molecular function (GO): carnitine O-acetyltransferase activity
Source: RefSeq, a predicted model, not a curated record
CUACUCAGUGUGGCAGCCCACUGCUCCUAAUUCUAGGACGGGUCAAAUGCAAAGGAAUACUUUCUCCAAGGGGAUUAAUUAAAUUAAAUUCUUCUAGAGAGAAACAACCAUUCACUUUCACAUCUUACAGUCAAUUUGGAGCAUCCUAAUCCACAAAUCUACAUGUUUUUGGGGCCUGCACAGACAGAUUUGAAUGGAAUUUGGUAUGCGUAUGCAGGAUCAGUCAAUCCACUGUCAGACGAAGUUUAAUUUGGAUCUGAUACAGAUUAUGGAUUUGGCUGCAAUUUAUUAAGUAGCUAUAAGAAGGUAACGUUCGAUCCGGAUCCAAAACGUUUCCAGUGGAUCAAAACGUCAAAACUUUCAGGAGCUGGUUUAAAGUGUUGGCGAAGGUCUGUGUUGUAUGAGUGAGUCUAUUUUCCAAAUGACUCCUCUCGCAUUUAAUUGAUUUAUCUUUCGAUUUCUGUCAACUCUUUCCUACACUUUACUAUUGAUUGUUUAACCUCUGUACUGAUUUCUUACAAUUCUGUCUCCAGGUUUCUUUCAAAUAUUUCGCACCUCAAAUCUGCCCAAAAGAUGGUUGCCAUACUGGUAUUUAAUUCAAUAAUGUUCUUAACCUUCUGUUGUGUGCAUAACUUGUAUGUGUCCUCUGGCACUGUAUUACAAUAUUGACUUCCAAACAACUUUUGAAAAAGACAAAUAUCAUAGAUUAAUAAAUAUUUAUUUUCUGACACUUCUGAGGCUCAAGCAUUUAGGCAAUGACAACCUCAUGGGGACUUCAAGUAUUGAGCAGCAUUUACAAGUUUAACAAGUUCCUGAGAGCUAAUGGCAUGGUAGACAAAUUCCUCACAAAGCCCAGUCCUGUUUCUCAUAAAUACCAGUCAGUAUUUCCCCUCUCCCAGUUCAAAGGACAAGUCAAGAGCACCAUGUUGGGACUUUGGAGCAGAACUUUGGCAAAGGUGAGGACAGUGAAACCCACAAAUAUGAUGAGGACGUUCAGUCACUGGUUGAAACCAGUAACUCAGAUUGGUUGCAGAGGCAUACCUCAGCAGGACAGACUCCCCUAUCUGCCUCUUCCAUCACUGAAGCAGACCUGCGAGCGCUACCUCAAAAUUCUGGAGCCCAUUGUGGGGAGGGAUGAGCUGAAUGACACGAAGAAGGUGAUGACAGAGUUUCUAAAAGAAGGCGGAGUUGGAGAGAAACUACAGGAAGGCCUGGAGAAGAGAGCACGCGAUACUGAGAAUUGGUUAACAGAUUAUUAUAUUCAGUAUGUAUAUCUGAACAACCGGGACCCUGUGGUGAUUUUUUCAAAUACUGGGCAAGUCCUUCCCCGAACGAACUUCAGGCAUAAGAAUGAACAAAUAAGGUUUGCUGCUGAGUUUACCUCAGCUCUAUUGAAUGUAAAGACAAUGAUUGACAAUGAGACACUACCAGUUGACUACAUGAGAGGGAAGCCACUGUGUAUGAAGCAGUACGAGCAGAUGAUGUCAACCUGCCGGGUCCCUGGUCUGAAGACGGACUCAUUGGUGUUCUAUGGAAAGAGCCCCAACCCUCCCAAACACAUUACUGUGGUUCACAACUGCCAGUUCUUUGUGAUGGAGGUGUACAACAGUGACGGGACUCUGCUGACAGUUGAUCAACUCUGUGUUCAGCUGGAGAAGAUUUGCAACUCAUCGUCACUGACCAACAUGGAGCCUGUGGGCAUCCUCACCACACAGCACCGUGACAUCUGGGGCAAAAUCUACUCUAACCUCAUGAAGGAUAAGACCAACAAAGAAUCUAUCAAAGCUAUUGAAAGCAGUAUAUUCACGGUGUGUUUGGAUAGAGCGAUGCCCCCAGUGCCUGAUGACAUGUACUGCAACAGUGUUACUCACCACAUGCUGCAUGGAGGAGGCAGCCAGUACAACAGUGGAAAUCGCUGGUUUGACAAAGGACUUCAGGUAAUUAUUGCAGAGGACGGAAGCUAUGGUAUGAACUCCUCACAUGCUGGUAGUGAUGGAAUAGUCCGCAAAGAGAUGAUGGCCUAUAUUAUGGCACACAUGAACAGGAACAAACUACAGACAACUCAAUCUUUCAUGGAGGUUUUGCCUUUGCCCAAACCACAGAAACUACACUUCAACAUCACACCUGAGAUAAAGAAGGACAUUGAGGAGGCGAAGCAACACAUUGACAAAUUGGUCCAAAGCCUGGGUAUGGAGAGAACAAGGCUUGAGCAUUUCGGAAAACAAGCCAUUAAGGCCCUUCAGAUGAGUCCUGAUAGUUUCCUACAAAUGGCUUUCCAGCUGGCCUACUACAGGAUGUACCAGCAGUGUGCUGUCGUGUUUGAAGCCGCCUCCCUGCGUACGUUCAGACUGGGCCGCAUUGGUUCCAUCAAUGCAACUUCAACUGCCUCAGUUGCCUUUGUCAAGGCCUUUGAUGAUCCCAAAACAGAGAUCCCAGAGAAAGCAGAUUUAUUAGUGAAAGCUAUCAAAGAACACAAAUCUUUCUCUGACAUGGUAAUGAGUGGCCAGACCAUAAGAGAACACUUUCUAAGUCUUAAGAUGCAGGCUGCCGAGAGAAAAAUGUCCUUCCCUGAAAAACUCUGGCCUGGUGAUAAAGCCUAUAACUUCCACAUUUCUACAAGUCAGGUAACGUACAAGAAUGGACUGAUGGGAUGUGUUGGACCUACGAAAGCUGGCGAAUACCACGUGUUAUACGGUAUCCAGGAUAACCACAUUGACUUGUUAAUGUUCUCCUUGGAGCAUUGUAAUACACCCAAGGGAAAAACUGCCCAACUGACCCAGGCUUUGGUGGAUGCACUGUUGGACAUGAGAAUGAUAUUUGAUCUCCAAACAGUCAACAUCAAGACAAGCUUAAAACAAUAACUCUGUGCAGCUGCCAAGGAGGUUUUGUCGUUGUUUGUCACACUUUCAAACACUCAUCAUUCUCAAAGUUCUAUAACCACUGGUAAAGACUAGAGAUAUUCCCAAGGUCAAAGGGACCUGGGGGCCUUUGCACAGAACCAAUACUUUGGGGGUGUGGCAGGGAGGGUCAUCACAUUCAAGAGGUUUCUUAAAAAGUAUUGUCUCAGUUCUGUUCUCGGGGAGCCCCCCCUGUCAGUUUAGGGUCUUAGGGUCCUGUCCAAGUUUAUAUAUGACUUGGUAGUCUGAACAGCUAAAAAACCAAACCUGAUUCAAACCACAUACGGAGGUGGUUUCAAAUGUGAUUCUGAUUGUAUAUCUGUUUUCAAUCUUCUGAGCAGUCUAAACAAUACCAAUGAGUCAAGGUACCUUCCAGUCAAGGAAAACAUGACUCAAAUGGGUGAACCCAGCCGAUCUGAUUUUGCUCUGCAGAUCCAUCUUGCGUGGAAGACUACAGAAUCUCCUGAAAAAAGAGGAAACCAAUCACAACCCCUGAUAUGCAAGAGGCAGACUUAAUGCGACAACAACAGAGAAACAAAAUCUAGCACCUUUGGUAUACAUCCAGCUGUUGCCUAUGCAGCAAAAAGGACUUUUCUGCAUGGAGUUUGCAUGUUCUCCCCGUAUGUGUGUGGGUUCUCUCCGGGUGGCGUCAACCAAACAACCAAAUUUACCUUCAAGCUACUUUCUAUUAUUGUUGGUGCCCCUCGUUCAAGAGAGAAGACACAGUCCAUGAAAUAGAUUUGAUUACACAGUUUAAUGAGGAGCUGUGAAAUAAAACAUGCUAAAAACAAGGAGCUACAUUCAUCCCCUCACAAAUAAGCACAGGUUUACUGGCAGAGCAGCAAAUGUGGCCUGCAGGGCAUUAAACCUCCACGUGUUCACUUUAUAACAGCCUUCAGCUACAUACUCCAGCUGACCACAUGGCCCAGUUUCUGAAUGACCUUGUGGUGAGAUUGUUUCCUUGAUUAUAUUUUGUCUUUGUUGUAUCACAUCAAACUGAUGAAUGAACUGUUCCAAUUAAAGCGAUUUCUAUGAAAAUGAAA